CCUUGGCAACCCCCAGCCAAGAGCCAUGCAGUCCGCCCUGCUCCUUCUGGCGGUAGCUGCCAGCGCACAAGCUUUCGGCCUGAGACACAGAGCUGACGGUGGUGCUAUCAGCGCCUCCCAAGCGGAGGCAUCAUCAGCAGGCGUGGGUGCUGGGCUGUUAGGCCUUGGCGUCGGUGCUUCCACGAGCCACGCCUCGGCAGAAUCCGUUGGAGUGGGCCGAAGCAGCGAUGGCAUCAGUAGCUCCAAGGCACGAUCAUCGUCAGUAGGAGUCGGUGCUGGACUCCUGGGACUCAAUAUUGGUGGUUCUCUGAGCCAUUCCUCGUCCAAAGCCACUGGAAUGGGGAGAAGUGACAGUGGUCUCAGCGCAUCCAAAUCAGGAGCAUCAUCCAUAGGACUGAACGUUGGUAUAGGCGGCAUAGGAGUGAACCUCAAUAUUGGUACAACCAGAGGAAAGUCAUCAGCUGGUGCAGCUGGAGUGGGAAGGAGUGAGGGUGGAUUAAGCGCCUCUGAAUCUAAGGCAUCAUCAGUAGGUGUGGGAGCUGGACUGCUCGGUCUUGGCGUCGGUGGUUCUCUAAGCCACACAUCAUCUAAGGCUGUUGGAGUUGGCAGGAGUGACACAGGCUUCAGUGGCACCAGUGCAGAGGCGUCAUCUUCAGGAAUGGGUGUUGGACUUCUAGGUGCAGGAUUGGCUGGUUCCCAGAGUCAGGCUUCAGCAGGAUCUGUUGGAGUAGGCCGCGGUGAUGGUGGGUUUAGUGCUUCUAAUGCAGAGUCUUCAUCUGUAGGACUGGGAGCAGGACUUCUGGGCUUAGGCGUUGGUGGUUCUAUGAGCCACUCCUCAUCACAAGCUCUCGGAGUGGGCAGAGGUGACGGCAGCUUCAGUGGCUCAAGUGCAGAGGCAUCAUCUACAGGAAUUGGCGCUGGUCUUCUUGGAGGUGGACUCGCUGGUUCCCAGAGUCAAGCUUCAGCAGGAUCUGUUGGUGUAGGCCGCGGUGAUGGUGGGUUUAGUGCUUCUAAUGCAGAGUCUUCAUCAGUAGGACUGGGAACAGGACUUCUGGGCUUAGGCGUCGGUGGUUCCUCGAGCCACUCCUCAUCACAAGCUCUUGGAGUGGGCAGAGGUGACGGCAGCUUCAGUGGCUCAAGUGCAGAGGCAUCAUCUACAGGAAUUGGCGCUGGUCUUCUUGGAGGUGGACUCGCUGGUUCCCAGAGUCAAGCUUCAGCAGGAUCUGUUGGUGUAGGCCGUGGUGAUGGUGGGUUUAGUGCUUCUAAUGCAGAGUCUUCAUCAGUAGGACUGGGAGCAGGGCUUCUGGGUUUAGGCGCUGGUGGUUCUAUGAGCCACUCCUCAUCACAAGCUCUUGGAGUGGGAAGAGGUGACGGCAGCUUCAGUGGCUCAAGUGCAGAGGCAUCAUCUACAGGAAUUGGCGCUGGUCUUCUUGGAGGUGGACUCGCUGGUUCCCAGAGUCAAGCUUCAGCAGGAUCUGUUGGUGUAGGCCGUGGUGAUGGUGGGUUUAGUGCUUCUAAUGCAGAGUCUUCAUCAGUAGGGCUGGGAGCAGGGCUUCUGGGUUUAGGCGUUGGUGGUUCUAUGAGCCACUCCUCGUCACAAGCUCUCGGAGUGGGCAGAGGUGAUGGCAGCUUCAGUGGCUCAAGUGCAGAGGCAUCAUCUACAGGAAUUGGCGCUGGUCUUCUUGGAGGUGGACUCGCUGGUUCCCAGAGUCAAGCUUCAGCAGGAUCUGUUGGUGUAGGCCGGGGUGAUGGUGGGUUUAGUGCUUCUAAUGCAGAGUCUUCAUCAGUAGGGCUGGGAGCAGGGCUUCUGGGUUUAGGCGUUGGUGGUUCUAUGAGCCACUCCUCGUCACAAGCUCUCGGAGUGAGCAGAGGUGAUGGCAGCUUCAGUGGCUCAAGUGCAGAGGCAUCAUCUACAGGAAUUGGCGCUGGUCUUCUUGGAGGUGGACUCGCUGGUUCCCAGAGUCAAGCUUCAGCAGGAUCUGUUGGUGUAGGCCGGGGUGAUGGUGGAUUUAGUGCUUCUAAUGCAGAGUCUUCAUCAGUAGGACUAGGUGGCGGUCUUCUUGGUUUAGGCCUCGGUGUCUCAAAAAGCAGCUCCUCUUCACAGGCUGUUGGAGUGGGUGGAAACGGAGGCAGCUUAAGUGGUGCCACAGCAGCAGCAAAAUCAUCAGGAUUCGGAGGUUUUGGAGGUUCUGAGAGCCAAGCUUCAGCAGGGUCUGUGGGAGUUGGCGGAGGUGGCAGUGGGUUCAGCACCUCUGAAGCGCAGUCUUCGUCAGUUGGUCUGGGUGCCGGGUUAGGUAGCCUUGGCCUUGGGCUUGGACUCUCUACAAGCCGUUCUUCAGCAGGAGCUGUGGGAACAAGUGGUGGUGGCACUGCACUAAGUUCGGCCCAGUCUAAAUCGUCAUCGGUGGGACUAGGUGGCGGCCUCCUUGGUCUUGGCGUUGGUGCUUCUCUCUCAUCGUCACAAGCUGCUGCUUCAGGUGGCGGCUAUGGUGGAGUCAGUGCAUCUAAUGCAGGAGCUUCGUCGGUUGGAUUAGGUACUGGACUGCUUGGAAUACUCUGAGCUCGUUGCAGACUCUCUUGACCAGUGAAACUGACGGUAAAUAAAUGUUUUGACAGAAGGCGACGACUGUGUGCUUUGUGAAACCUAUGACUGAACAUAAAAACCGACAUGUUUGUUUCGAUGUUUCGUGUAGAUUCACAUAAUUUCACGAAUAAAUGUAUUAAACAACCAGGA
This is a messenger RNA of Schistocerca gregaria, 2734 nucleotides long. RefSeq names its product fibroin heavy chain-like. NCBI's taxonomy places the organism in Eukaryota, Metazoa, Arthropoda, Insecta, Orthoptera, Acrididae. The record is from RefSeq and is a predicted model, not a curated record. The transcript is spliced from 3 exons. Bases 26 to 2560 code for a protein of 844 amino acids.